AUACUAUACCACUUAGUCAAGCGCAAAUAGAAAUUAUAAAUAAUAUAAAUGAAUUAAGAAUACCUGAACCACAAAAGUUGACGUUAUCGGCUUUAAAAUGUAAAAAAUGCAGACGAACAAUAAUGUCGACAGAAGAUUUCGUUGAUCAUAAUAAAGGAAAAGGUCAAACGGCAUUUGCAUUUAAAAAACGUGAUUCGUCAUCUUCAAUUAAAUGUUCUUCGUAUUUCGUUGAACCAUUGGAUUGGAUAUUGAACGAAGUACAAGAAGGUGAAUUAGAAGGAAAAAUAAAAUGUCCAAAAUGUCAGGCUAAAUUAGGAAACUUUAGUUGGGCUGGAAUGCAAUGUUCUUGUGGCUCAUGGGUAACUCCUUCAUUUGCUAUUCAUCGCGAAAAGGUUGAUGAAGUUUUAACAUGA
Molecule: messenger RNA, 413 nt
Organism: Funneliformis mosseae
Lineage: Eukaryota; Fungi; Glomeromycota; Glomeromycetes; Glomerales; Glomeraceae
Source: the annotation of a GenBank genome assembly